GAUGAUAUAACAUGUUUAUUGUUUCUGUUAUUGAACAUUAAAGAAUCUGGCAAAGACAUUUUUGUAGUUGCCCGGCUUUUGAAAUAUAAUUUCCACCAUGAUCGCUUGUGUAUUAAUCUGCAUAUGAUUCAAAUCGAAGAUCAAAUAAUGUCUCUGAUAAAAUCUACAAUUCUGUAUAUCCAAGAUAUUACCGCAUUACAAGUGAAUGUAAAAAUUAAUAACAAGGGCUUCAAAUAUUGACAUAAAACUGAUAAAAUUUAACAGUAAAUCAAAAAGAUCACCCCUUAUCUCAGUAAUGGAACGAUCGAUCUUCUAUGUUGAACAGUGGCCAAGGGAUCUUUACAACUGAACUAUUUCGAUUAACUUUCUUAUAAGGUAACUAUAAAUAUGACGACGGAAGACUGAAAAAAAGCGUCAAGUAACCUUGGUUACGUUGGAAAAAAUGGCGACUACGGAUACGGACAGUGUCCACGAUCACAUGACCAGACUGCGGAUGAAAAUGGUCAAUCAAAAAAUCGCAAAUGAAAGAGAAAAGUUGAAUAGACCUAGCUCGACAGAAAGUGCAAAUGAUGUCGAUGAACAAUUACGUCUUCAGCAGGCUAUGUUAAGAAGACAAGAACUGUUAGACAAAAUAAGGCGUGAGCAAAUAGUGAAUCACACCUCUGUAGCGGAUAACCGUCGACCGAGAUCAUAUAGUGCUAGACGGCGGUAUACUCCGUCCCCCGUACAACCUCCCCCCUCACGACGCUCACUUCCAGACUUUAACAGAAACAAUGGAGAUUACACAUACCGAGAACGAGAUAACUACCAACAACCUUUCUAUGGUGAUAAUAAAGGUGAGGUUAACUACCAACAACCUCACUAUGGGAACAAUGAAGAAAUGUCACAAGUGAAACACGUAAUUAAACACACAAUUGCCACACCUCGGCAAUACCAUUUACCUCCAAUAAUGAAUGCACCACAGCAGCCAAUGAUACAACAACAACCCUCACCCUUACAACACAUUAUACAACAAGUACCUGUUCCGCAAGUGACGUACCAGAACCUAGUACCAGAUAACAACCAACAGAAGUCGUCAUCAAUGUUUAAUAAAGGAGAUUUUAUGGACAUGAUGAUGAUUCAACAUCAACAAGUUAACCAAUUAGUCAUGCAACAAAUGAUGAUGCAACAAUUUGGUGGUCAAAACAGACAAUCUUAUCCAUGCUACCCUUCUUAUUAUUAUGCAGAACCAGCACAGCCUGUUUUGAUGGCCCGUCCUGGAGGUGGACAAGUACAUCACCACCAUUACUCAAUGACCCCACAGCCAAUGGCUGCCCCAAUGCAGCAACCUGUAGUCCAUCAUUACCAACCUUUACCGCCUUUAGAUGGACGAAUGAUGUCCCCAGCCAGGGCUAUAACAGAGAGACGAAUGGCACCUGCACAAACACGCAUAGCAGAACCAAGGGCAAGGUCAUUAUCACCUCCACCAGUGGCAGCAAAAAGAUCGAAUCAAGGAAACAGACCAAGUAGUGUAUUUUUAUUUGGUAUUAUUCUGAAAGAAAUUGUGGCAGCUUUACAUAGAAUUUAUUUAAAUCCAAGUGGCAAUAUUUAUCCAGUCUUAGCUGAUAUCAUAAGCCCAAAAGCUUAUGAUUUAACAAAUUUGUUAAGAGGAAGAACAAACGAACGAGAAACUCAGGUCAUGAUUCAGGAACUGCAAUAUGUAGUGGAAAAUCUUGUUUAUCACAUGACAGAAAUUAUGCCAAGCACUGGUGUUUUAGGAACCCAUAGAAAGUCUGCAGUAUAUGAACUGAUCAAAGAUGGGAAACGGUUUCCUGAUGGUUAUUUUUGGCAAGUAGAACUGGACAGACUGCAGUUUACAGAAAAUGGGAGGACAGCAGGAGUAGGAGAUGCAGAGGGUUUCUUAUUAAUUGUCGGAAUUUAUAUAUCUAGAAGUCUCAUCACAACAUUGUUAAUGAAACCAGUGGACUAUGGACUGUCAUCUCAACAACUGUCAGAUAUAGCAGAAAGAAAUCUGAAAAUUCUUGCCACAACUUUGUUGUAUUUAGUUAGACGUGUCUCGGGUUCAAGAGGAAGAGCAAUGAUGCCAAUGCCCUCGGAAAUAUCAAAAUACUUAUAUACUGACGAAGAAAUGCGACCUGUCUAUGGUAAAAUGGCGAAAUCGUUCAAUUAUGCGGAGGGUUUACUUAGAGAGUGGGGCCAGGAAUAUAUGAAAAGAUUGCGGGCGGCACCAGUGCCAAACUAGUAUGACGAUAGCUUUUGAAUGGUCAAUUUUACAAGUUGUAUAUUUUAAGGAUAGUGCUAUGUGUCGCAAAUUAAGACAAUUACCUAAAUUUUUUACUCAAUUUGCCAUUUAUGGUAAAAAUACCAUCUCCUGUCCUUUGCUGUUUGCAAUUUUUGGUCUGGUUAUUAUGUGAUUUGUUGUAAUCUUGCUAUGAACCAGUUCGAUAAAAAAAUAUUCUUGGUUACCAAGCUACUCCUUUUGUGCAUACUUGAAAGAUUUCAAUUGUUUUGAAUUCUAUUAAAGAGAAAACCACAUUGUAACAAUCUUCGUUAAAGACAGUUGACCAAUGAAAAAAACAUUAAACAUGUUUCUUGUAUUUAAUAAUCACAAAUGAACACAUAAACUGUUUAAUCGUUUUCAUUUGCAAUAUUGUAUAGAAAACAUGUCUGACAUAUUCAGGAAGUAAUUUUUAAAAUUA
This is a messenger RNA of Mytilus trossulus (common blue mussel), 2699 nucleotides long. RefSeq lists its product as uncharacterized. Bases 443 to 2242 code for a protein of 599 amino acids. The transcript is spliced from 17 exons. The record is from RefSeq and is a predicted model, not a curated record. Lineage: Eukaryota; Metazoa; Mollusca; Bivalvia; Mytilida; Mytilidae.